Messenger RNA from Sceloporus undulatus (fence lizard), 1311 nucleotides. RefSeq names its product thymidylate synthase-like. NCBI's taxonomy places the organism in Eukaryota, Metazoa, Chordata, Lepidosauria, Squamata, Phrynosomatidae. The record is from RefSeq and is a predicted model, not a curated record. The transcript is spliced from 7 exons. Gene Ontology annotation, molecular function: thymidylate synthase activity. Gene Ontology annotation, biological process: dTMP biosynthetic process. Gene Ontology annotation, cellular component: mitochondrion; cytosol. Bases 110 to 1027 code for a protein of 305 amino acids.
AGCGGGAAAAUGGCGGCCAUUUUAGGUGGCGCCGGUUUUGAAGUUUUGUCUCGAGCGGCGGUUGUUGUUGCUGAGGAGGAGAGUGUUUGGGUCCCUUCUGGGCUUCGCCAUGCCGGCUGAGGCGACGUUGGGGCAGGAAGCGGAGGAGGCCUCGCCGCCGCCGCUUCACGGGGAGCUCCAGUACUUGAGGCAGCUGGAGCAGAUCCUGCGCUUCGGGCACCGGAAGGAGGACCGCACCGGCACCGGCACCCUCUCCGUCUUCGGGAUGCAAGCCCGCUACAGCCUCAGAGAUGAUUUUCCAUUGCUAACGACAAAAAGAGUAUUUUGGAAAGGAGUACUUGAAGAACUACUUUGGUUUAUCAAGGGUUCUACAAAUGCAAAAGAGCUUUCUGCUAAAGGGGUUAAAAUUUGGGAUGCUAAUGGUUCUCGUCAGUUCUUAGACAAACAGGGAUUCUGUUCUAGAGAGGAAGGAGACUUGGGUCCAGUUUAUGGUUUCCAGUGGAGACAUUUUGGAGCUGAAUAUAAAGACAUGAACACAGAUUAUACAGGACAAGGAGUAGAUCAAUUGCAGCAGGUUAUUGAUACUAUCAGAAACAAUCCAGAUGACAGAAGAAUUAUCAUGUGUGCAUGGAAUCCCAAAGAUAUCUCUGCAAUGGCCUUACCCCCAUGUCAUGCUCUAUGCCAGUUCUGUGUUGUGAAUGGUGAACUUUCUUGUCAGUUGUACCAGCGUUCUGGAGAUAUGGGAUUAGGAGUACCUUUCAACAUUGCCAGUUAUUCACUACUAACUUCAAUGAUAGCUCAUGUUACAGGCUUAAAGCCUGGUGAGUUCAUACAUACACUGGGAGAUGCUCAUAUAUACCUAAACCAUAUUGAACCUUUAAAAAUCCAGCUUCAGAGGCAACCAAGACCUUUUCCGAAACUCAAAAUUCUUCGCAAAGUUGAAAACAUCAGUGAUUUCAAAGCAGAUGACUUCGAAAUAGAAGGUUAUAAUCCUCAUCCAGCUAUAAAAAUGGAAAUGGCUGUCUAGUGGACUUAUUUCAAUAUUAUUGCUUUUAAUUUGUCAUGUUUAAUUUGUAGUACUGAUUUUAAAUACCAUUAAAACAUCUAGGUCAAAGUGUGGUUCAUCUUUUAUGAUAAAUGGUGCUGGUUUUACAUUGAAUCUGAAUGAAGUAUUUUAAAAAAUAUGAAUAGUUUUGUAUAGAGGACAUUCUAUCAGCUAGAAGGGAACUCGGUUGUACAGUUUGGUUGUAUGGUUUAUUUGUAUAAAGUUUAUCAUUCUGUUCUGUUAAAUAAAAGAUGUGCACUACUAUA